UGGUGCAGUGCACUGUUUUUAAGUGGAAUGAGCUGUCGUUAUGAUCUUUUUUAUUGAAAGCUUUUAUUUUCUUGCAACACUCUCUGAGAUGAUCCGGAGAGUAAACUAAUUAGCCGCGGUUGCAUGAGCUUUAUUAUAGUGUUAAGUUUAAGUCCUUUGCGGACAGUCUUUAGCUUCCAGCCAGUCACAUAUUCGUCUUAGCAUCAUGAGGCACUUUGCUCAUCCAGCUGCUCUGGCUUACUCCAUGACAACGCUCGGUGCUGGCAUGAUGAACAGCAUUUUUAGUUUCUAUUAUGUAAAGCUAUUCUUAAAUAAGUACAAAAUAUCAGAGACAGCCUUCCAUCAGUCGCAGGUGGUCUUUAUGAUCUGGAAUGCUCUGAAUGACCCCUUGUUUGGAUAUUUUCAAGACAACUCUCGUAUGGAGUGCUGCUCGCGCCGGAGGCUCUCUAUUUUAUACGGCGCCCCACUGUACUGUCUGUCUUUUCUGCUGGCGUGGUUCCCGUGGAGGACGUACGAGGCGGACGACUGGAUGAGCGGCGUCCACCUCAUGGUGACCCUCUGCGCUUUCGACGGCAUGCUCACAUUCGUGCUGCUAGCCCAGUGCGCCCUCUUCGCAGAAAUCUCCGGGCAUCAUCAGAACAGACUGAGGCUGAUUAAAUACAGCCAGGUGGCGUCUCUGAUGGGCUCCUCCAGUGUGCUCUUCUGUGGUCUCGUCUCCGAAAACAUGGAAAAUUUUCCCGCCUUCCAGGGAUUCAGCGUGGUGGUGGCCAUACUGGCCUGCGUUUGCAUGCUGUACACGGGCUUGAACAGCGAGAGUCGAGUUGACAGCAGAGCCUCUGAAGAAGACUCCCAGAGUCCUCAGAAGCCGCCGCUCUCGCUGUCGUCCGUGAUGUCCAUGACCUGGCAGAUCAUCACCAACCGAGACUUCCAGCUGUUCGUGAUCAUGAACUUCUUCCAGGUCUUCAUGGUGGCCUUCUGCAAUAACUUCACCAUGAUUUUUGCAGAGCACCUCAUUCCUCCGGAUGUCCUGCCAUCGCUUGCCAAGAGCGUCAUGUAUGGAGCUGGAUUCAUCUGCCCUCAGAUGUUGGUUUUGUGCAGCCAGAAUCUGCUCCAUAAGUUUGGCUACUACAGACUCAUUCUGAUCACCUUCUACGUGGAGGCCGGAGCUGCUGUGAUCAUGUUACUGCUGGGUCCAGGCAACUACUAUUUCCUUGCAUUGUUCCUCACUUCCAACAUGGUCUUGGUUCAGGCGGCCUUCAGUCUCUUCAAUUUGCCUCUAGCUGACAUCAUUGACUCUGACCUGCAGAAAUACAAACGCAGCUCUCCUCUCUCGUCUAUGGUUUUUGGGACCAACGCUCUUUUUACAAAGCCGGCACAGUCUUUAGCUCCUAUGCUGGUCGUUUCCGUUCUAAACCAAUAUGGCUACGCAGAAAUGAAGGACGCUGAGAAGGCUGCAGAUCCAAGUGCCCUUCAGUCUCUGCACAGUACCAUGUUUUACCUGGUGUGCGUGGUGCCGCUGUGUGUCUCAGUCCUGCAGGUGUUCGCCUGGAGGCCGUUCUCCAUCAGGGAGAGCCACACAAUAGACUCAAAGUACAUCGAUGGGUGAAGCCGGCUCAUUUCACUUUGUUUGUAUGCGUUCACUUUCAGCACUUGAUUUAUAUUUUGAUUUUUGUUAACUACAGACGUGAGAAAGGGAAUUUUCUAGAUGAAUCUCUUGGUACUGUAAAGCAGGUUUGUUUCUCAGGUGGUAGUUGGUUCUCUAUAUGUACUGUAUCUCAUCACACAAAUCAGAUACAUUAUCUGAAAUAUAGGAAAAUUAUAUGUAUGCAGAGGAAAUGUACAGUCAGCCAGUCCUAUUUUUAAAGUUAGUUUGAGUGUAAAUUAUUUGAUUAUGUGUGAGGAAAGAGAGCGUGGAGUGGAAUUGUUGUGGUUGACCAAUCAGAAUCAAGUAAUUCAAAGAGUUGUGUAAUAAGCUUCUUUUCUGUGACACAAUCUCAAAGCUUUGGAGUCAUAAUUUUUUUUUAUCACUUCACCUUUGAUGAUUGAUUCACACAAAACAUUAAUUUUGAAUAUAUUUAUUUGUUUAUUGGUUAUUGGGAAAGGUUUUGUGAUUGUUGCUAUUUUUCUACGUCAAUAAACUUAACUAUGUGGUCAAAUAA
Molecule: messenger RNA, 2159 nt
Organism: Puntigrus tetrazona (Sumatra barb)
Lineage: Eukaryota; Metazoa; Chordata; Actinopteri; Cypriniformes; Cyprinidae
Gene: mfsd13al
Product: major facilitator superfamily domain containing 13a-like
Exons: 6
Coding region: 206-1606 (466 amino acids)
Source: RefSeq, a predicted model, not a curated record